UCCUCAUUCGCUAAAUACCAGCAGUCUAGGGUUUUAAUCUUCUUCUUCAGUUUACAGCUCCAGAGUCGAAAAUGGUGAAGGGACGCCAAGGAGAGCGUGUAAGACUCUAUACUAGAGGAACAGUCCUUGGAUACAAGAGGUCGAAGUCGAAUCAGUAUCCAAACACUUCAUUGGUGCAGAUCGAGGGAGUGAACACUAAGGAAGAAGUAGAUUGGUACUUGGGGAAGCGUAUGGCUUAUGUAUACAAGGCGAAAACAAAGAAGAAAAACUCGCAUUACCGCUGCAUUUGGGGUAAAGUUUGUAGGCCUCAUGGUAACAGUGGUGUCGUUAGAGCUAAAUUCAAGUCCAAUCUGCCACCAAAAUCCAUGGGAGCUAAGGUUAGAGUUUUCAUGUACCCAAGCAAUAUAUAAAGCAAGGUAUUUAGUUGAUGCUUGCUUGGAGGCCCUACGUUUGUCUAUCGAGGUCAUUAGUGGUGAAGGUUUUGAAUCUUUAAAAUAUAGUUGACAUAAAUUGUUUUGAGCUGCGUGGAGUUACAUUUUUUGGUAUUUUUGUUUAUCAUGUACUCUGAAAUACCAUCGUUUGAACAUCUGAUUAGAUGUCUAAUUUUAUUCUUGGAGUUUCAUUUUGUU
Molecule: messenger RNA, 629 nt
Organism: Solanum tuberosum (potato)
Lineage: Eukaryota; Viridiplantae; Streptophyta; Magnoliopsida; Solanales; Solanaceae
Product: 60S ribosomal protein L35a-3-like
Exons: 5
Coding region: 72-410 (112 amino acids)
Biological process (GO): translation
Cellular component (GO): ribosome
Molecular function (GO): structural constituent of ribosome
Source: RefSeq, a predicted model, not a curated record